GCUCUCUGCGGUUGUCCAACAUGGCAGUUAGUCCUUACGUGAACCGCGCGGAGUUGUGGCUUGCAAAUGCAAGUUUCCGACCAUCUUUUCGCCUUCCGGAACAUUUUCAUCCUAGCAUAUUUUUAAAAUGGUUUCCAGGCCACAUGGCGAAAGGUUUCCGUAAGAUGCAACUAAAGCUACCAAAGUGUUUCUGUGUUGUGGAAGUUCAUGAUGCAAGAAUUCCCUUUACUGGAAGAAACCCCAAGUUUCAAAAUAAUUUGUCAAGCAGACCACAUGUACUUGUGCUUAACAAGAUGGAUCUCAUAGGAAUGGCCAAGCAAAGGGAGAUCCUGAGACAACUGGAAAGUGAGGGAACUAGAGCUGUGCUUACUGAUAGUAAAUCUCAAUAUCAUUACAGCAUUAAAAGGGUUGUGCCAGCUAUUCUUGAAGCAGUAAAGGAUGCUGAAUAUGAAGGAACAUACAUUAGAUCAAAUCCAGACAAGCCAUACAAUAUUUUGACCUGUGGUUUGCCAAAUACUGGAAAGUCUUCUUUGAUAAAUGCACUCCGAAGAAAAUACCUGCGGAAAGGCAAAGCAACUAGAGUGGGUGCAGUUCCAGGGAUAACAAGAUCCAUGCAAGAAAAAAUUAAGGUGUGUGAUGAGCCAGUAACAUAUAUGAUUGAUACUCCAGGUGUGGUGGCUCCUUAUAUACCAACUGCAGAAAUAGGAAUGAAGCUAGCAUUAAUAGGUUGUUUUAAAGACCAUAUUGUUGGUGAGGAAUUGAUUGCUGAUUAUCUGUUGUAUAUCUUGAACAAAGAAAAACGUUUUGAAUAUGUGGAAAGCUUUGGCCUCAUGAACCCUAGUGAUAACGUGAACUUCGUCAUGAGACAGUGGGCCAAAAAACUAAAUGCUACAAUAUCAGGUGGAGUACCAGAUUACCGCAGAGCUCAUGUUGAUUUCCUCAAAAGGUUCAGAACAGGAAUGUUGGGACACAUACUUCUUGAUCGUCAGUUGCUUAGGGAAAAACAAAAAAACUUUUUGCCAACAAGUUUUGGACAGUAAAUAUAUUACCAACAAGUAAAACAAAAUAGAUUGGGUUUGAAUGUUAGAGUUCUAAGACUUGUAAUUUGAAAAGAUCCUCCAGGGUUUUUUUUCCCUCUACUUUAUGUGUAUAAGAUUUGGUUAACACUAAGGGCAAAUCUCUCAAUUACCUAAGUCCUCCAUGAUAUUCUAGAAAUUGUAUGGCUUUCACUACUUUGCUGAAGAAUUGUUUGUCUACUUGUGCUGCUGACCAUAUUAUUAAUGGAAUGCAAUGAUUGGAAACAUUUCUUCACAGCACUAUGAGGGAGGACAGGUCUCCCCUCUGAUAUCCUCUACUUAUGAAUGCAGUUCUUAACUAGUCUCUCCUAUUCAAUCUGUCAAGGAUUCCAGAGGUUAAGAUAUAAACAUGAAAUACUAUGCACCCAAUAUUUAGCCUUGCAUAAAAUUACUCUGUAAAAAUUGGGAACUGGAACUUCCUAAGAUCCUAGGGGUAGGGAUAUCUUAUCUUCUGUAAUUACCACAUAACAGUUAUAGUGGGUGAAAAUUGCAAGUUGGGUACAUGAGUUCAUAAUAUCCAUUUAAUGUUGGCAUUUUAAUCUCAUGAACACAGCAGCUCCACACUGAAAAAUUCUUGACAAAAUUCCUUCUACUUUUAACUAACUAGAUAUCUCCAAUCAGCAAUAAGUUAGGUUAGAAAUGGACCACACUUUCUACUGGUUCACCAGUUAUGACAACCAAUUACAUUUUCUAAAUUUGUCAUAAUUGAAUUGAGAGCAUACUCUGGACUACCAACAAAGACAUGAAAUUUAAAGUCAUUUUUGUACCGCAAAAUGCUCAACUAAAUUCCUUCUACCUAUUCCUAACUGGACAAAUCCAAUCAGCAGUAUAUGAAUUAAGCAGUAGAUCACACUUUGUAAUGAAUUAACAGGGUAAUAACCCAUGCGGAAUAUGGGGAGAACACAAGGAGUAGCCUUCACACAUAGUAAUAAUUGUCAUCCAAUCACCAAACAGAGUAGCCUUAGAUUUCACCAUUUUCAGAAUACACAUUCUGCCAAACCAUUCAUCUUCUGAACCAGUAACAAACACCACUGAUACAGAUUCAAUUGGACCUGAAGCACAAUAUUCACAAGUACUGCUGGGAAGGUGUCACAAAUUUAAAAAGACAAAAGCAUGAGUUACUAAGGAAUAAAUCUCUGCUUAGAAAUUGAGAAUAUGCUCACCACAGAUAGAGGCAAGCAUUGUAAAAUUCAUUAUCAAUACCAUAAUUAGGUGAUCAUUGUAAACUGACUACUUGUGAAAAGUUGAUUAAACAAUAUAAUUUUUCUUAA
This is a messenger RNA of Pocillopora damicornis (cauliflower coral), 2347 nucleotides long. RefSeq names its product mitochondrial ribosome-associated GTPase 1. NCBI's taxonomy places the organism in Eukaryota, Metazoa, Cnidaria, Anthozoa, Scleractinia, Pocilloporidae. Gene Ontology annotation, cellular component: mitochondrion. Gene Ontology annotation, molecular function: GTPase activity; GTP binding. Gene Ontology annotation, biological process: mitochondrial translation. The record is from RefSeq and is a predicted model, not a curated record.